UAAGGAGAGAGCAGGUGGAUGUGUGAAGGUGUUCAUUUACCCAUUCAGAGACACAAAUACAGAAGAGACAGGGGCGCAGGCAGACACCCCGGGACAGGCUCGGAGAGUCGCUGGAAGAGGCAGAGUCUGAGGCCCCCAGAGCAAAGGAGACGGGCAGUCUAGACCAGGCGCCUCUAUGCCCCUGUUCGCCCUCAGGCUAAAAUUGUCAGCUAGGACCGCCUUCCUGCCUCUGGCCGCCUAAACCCCUCGCAGCUUGCAGGCUGCAGCUGCUGGCGCCACCCGAGUAAGAAGAUCCGAUCCAGACGCCACGCUCUACUUUCCAGGGUAGUGUAGACCUUCCAGGGUGCGGGCGCCAGCUGCGGGGGCCGUCGCGCUGACCAAUGACGGCGCGCAGAGAUCGGCGCGGCCUUAUCGUCCGCCAAUCAGAACUCAGCGGCGUCUCAGCCGCGGCCACACGGGCACCCGCAGUGGGCCUGGGCUUUCCUCUGCACAGUUCCGCCCGCAGACGCUGCCCACGCAAGUGAUGUCAGCAGGGCUUUUUGCGGGUCUGGACAAAUCCUCAUCGGCCUGAGCUUUGCCUUUGCAACCCCCUAACCAGGCGCCACGAGGUUGUCCGUGGCUCGCGCUUCUCUUUUUCCAAAGGCCGCGGAGUCUUUUGGGUGAGCACGGAGACCAACUAAUACUUCCUCCUGCGAGACCUGCCUCUUACUUUAGGAUCCGAGUCUUAUACGCUGACCAGACUUUGCGCAGCUCGCCGAUUGGAAGUGGCGACUGCCUGGCAAGCAUUUGCGCUUCUCCCCUCCUUUGACUUUCUUGGCCAGGUUAAGGGAUAAGAGAGGGUGGAGUUGCCUCAGUUCUGGGAGAGCCCGUUUGUGAUUUCGGAACAGGGAUGUGCAGAUGGAGGCCGGAGGAGACACUGCUGCCCCGGCCCCCGGGGGCACGGAGGACUUGGAGGACACGCAGUUCCCCCGUGAGGAAACUAGGGAAGGUGAAGGAGCUCACGCUGUCCCACUGGAUCUCAAAGAGGAGGGCCUGGAGGAAACAGGAUCCAAGGACAAGGACCAGCCACCCAGCCCAUCACCACCACCCCAGUCAGAGGCCCCAUCAAGCACCUCUCAGCUCUGGAGUCCUGCAGCCCCUGAGAAUAGUCCCACGCGUAGCCCUGAGAAUGGCUCUGGAGGCCAGGGUGGGGACCCCAGUGAUGAGGACUGGCGCAGCCAGCGGAAGCAUGUGUUUGUGCUGAGUGAGGCUGGCAAGCCCAUCUAUUCUCGGUACGGUAGUGUGGAGGCACUGUCGGCUACCAUGGGUGUAAUGACUGCCCUCGUGUCCUUCGUGCAGAGUGCAGGAGAUGCCAUCCGUGCCAUCUACGCUGAGGACCACAAGCUGGUGUUCCUACAGCAGGGCCCACUGUUGCUCGUGGCCAUGUCACGGACUUCUCAGUCAGCCGCCCAACUGCGGGGGGAGCUGCUAGCUGUGCACGCACAGAUCGUGAGCACACUGACACGUGCAAGUGUCGCCCGCAUCUUCGCACACAAGCAGAACUAUGACCUCCGCCGCCUGCUGGCUGGCUCAGAGCGCACACUGGACCGACUUCUGGAUAGUGUAGAGCAGGACCCAGGUGCUCUGCUCCUGGGCGCUGUGCGCUGUGUGCCCCUUGCCCGCCCCCUGCGGGACGCACUGGGUGCGCUCCUCCGACGUUGCACAGCACCUGGCCUGGCGCUAUCAGUGCUGGCAGUAGGCGGCCGACUGAUAACAGCAGCCCAGGAGCGGAAUGUGCUGGCUGAGUGCCGGCUGGACCCAGCGGACCUGCAGCUGCUGCUCGACUGGGUGGGUGCACCAGCCUUUGCGGCAGGUGAGGCUUGGGCACCAGUGUGCCUGCCCCGCUUCAACCCUGAUGGUUUUUUCUACGCCUACGUGGCCCGUCUGGAUGCUAUGCCUGUCUGCCUGCUGCUGCUUGGCACCCAGCGCGAAGCCUUCCAUGCCAUGGCUGCCUGCCGGCGCCUGGUUGAAGACGGGAUGCAUGCCCUUGGUGCCAUGCGUGCCCUUGGGGAGGCUGCCAGCUUCUCUAACGCCUCAUCAGCCAGUGCUCCUGCCUACAGCGUGCAGGCUGUGGGGGCGCCGGGCCUCCGUCACUUCCUGUAUAAGCCGCUGGACAUCCCUGACCACCACCGUCAACUGCCCCAGUUUACCAGCCCCGAGCUAGAGGCCCCCUACAGCAGAGAGGAGGAGCGGCAGCGGCUGUCGGACCUGUACCACCGCUUGCAUGCUCGCCUUCACAGCACCUCCCGACCCCUGCGCCUUAUUUACCAUGUGGCUGAGAAGGAGACGCUGCUGGCCUGGGUGACCUCCAAAUUUGAGCUCUAUACCUGUCUCAGUCCUCUGGUCACCAAGGCAGGUGCAAUCUUGGUAGUGACCAAACUCCUGCGCUGGGUGAAGAAAGAGGAGGACCGGCUCUUCAUUCGUUACCCACCCAAGUACUCCACACCACCAGCCGCCUCUACAGACCAAGCUGCCCAUAAUGGCUUGUUCACUGGACUCUGAGAGAUGGAGCUCCCAGACCAGGCAAUGCUGGGAGCAACCACCUGUUUUUUACCUUCUGUCUCCAUCCUGGAAAUGUGGGUGGGGGUGUGUCUGUGGCCAGUCAUUGUCUCCCUAGGCAAUGGGGCAAGAUCUGAGGGCCUGCCAGUGAGAGAGAUGGUGGCAGUAGCCAGGCAAGCAGGCUGCUUUCUACACCCAGUCACGCACCUCCCCAUCUGGGAAAAUCCUUAGGCCUCCCUCUCCCUUCCCUCUGUCUCACCUCCUCCACUUGGAUGAUGCUGUGGCCUCUGUCACGGACUGUCCCCUGCAAACUUGCUUCAGGGGUCAAUCUCAGUUGAAUCUCAGCCCUGAGUGUCCAGGGCUGGUGAAGGUCUCUAGGGUGGCCCACAGGGGUGCUGGAAUUGGAAAUUCAGGGCCAGACUGUGCUUGGAACUGGCCUAGGGGUAUUUUAAAGAAAAAGCUGUAUAUAAAAUGUCUAAAAGUAAGACCCACAGGGAUAUUCCUUUGCCCUUCUUAUACUUCUUUUCAUCUUCACCCUACCAAAAAUUACCCCCCUCCAUGCUGGCUGCUGCUAACAUUAAUGAGAAGGUGGCCUCCAGUGUCCACCUGUGGAACCCUGACUGCACACUGGCUGAAUCCAGCAUUUUUACGUAGGAGAUGCACAUAGCUUCUAAGUCUCAUUUUACUCGUCUGUGAAACAGAUAAGUACCCUCUCUCAUGAACUCUUUAAUGAAGAUUUGUAAAUGAAAACAGAGUGGAACUCUGUGUACCGCCACACAGCACGUCUGUCCAGACCUUGACAGCCUGCACAAGAGAAGCAGCCUAAAGUGGGAGAGACCUCCCCAGGGUUUUGUAUGUGCGCACACUACCCUCACUCCCCGCUGGCCACUACCCUAGUUCUGCCCUUUUUUGUCAAAGUUGGAGUUAACAGCCUCAAGGUUGCGGCACACGUGCGGUCGAUCCCGGACACUGCGUUGCGCGCCUGCCCAGAGCCGACUCCUGAGUCAACCGAUAGCGCAUGCGCAACCUGCCCACCAGCGCGCUGGAAAGCCCGUCGUCCUCACGUGGUUUCUUUUUUAACCAAUCAUCAAGCAAGCCUCGCGCUCGGGCCCUUCGUUAGAGAAUGGCUGGGAAGCCGAAACCUCUGAACGUGGAAGCGCCAGAAGCCGCGGAGGAGGCUGAAGGUAGUGAGGGCAAGUGGGUUGCACUCCUUUCUCUCCGACCAGGGCAGAAAGGAGGGAGGGUUCAUCCCAUUACAAGAAUGAAAUGAUGAUAAUCUAAUAGUUUUUUUUUUUUUUAAUGUUAAGCGUUUUGUUAUUGAAGAAAAAAAAUGUGUUAACCGUUCAGCAGAGUGGAGAUAAAUUAACAGGCAUAUUAUCGCCGAGAUUAACAUUUGUCAACUCUAGUGAAUAUAUUGUUUAAAUAAUACAUAGGUCAGUGUGCCAGCCUAAAAACAAAAGUGGAGCGGAUGUUCUCAUAAAAAUCACCCUGCUGCAGCCACCCUUAUUAACAGUAAUUCCCAGUGUCGCCGUUUCACGCCUAUCCCAUAUCACACUUUGCUGAACUUUUAAACCUCUUAACGGAACACGGCCUCCCCACAGCCUCUUUUCUCCAGGGUAUUGACUUGAAUGACAGGCAAAGGAGGGUGGAGAAGUGUCGGCCUAGACACUAUUGGAAAUUGUGUUCCGGCCAAAAGAAA
Molecule: messenger RNA, 4237 nt
Organism: Sapajus apella (tufted capuchin)
Lineage: Eukaryota; Metazoa; Chordata; Mammalia; Primates; Cebidae
Gene: MON1B
Product: MON1 homolog B, secretory trafficking associated
Exons: 6
Coding region: 898-2541 (547 amino acids)
Biological process (GO): protein targeting to vacuole; vesicle-mediated transport
Source: RefSeq, a predicted model, not a curated record